AUGGCGACCUCCACCACCUCACACCGGCCCAUCAAGGGGAUACUGAAGAACAAGAGUUCCACUGCUUCCUUGGUGACUGCCUCUGCCCAGCAGUCGGGAGGGACAAUACCGGAGGUAAAGAGAAAAAAGUCCCAGAAAUGGGACGAAUCCAACAUCAUGGCCACACAACGUCCAGCCUACAGAGACUACGAUUUAAUGAAGAUCAACGAGCCCAGCAGCCCCUACUUCAGCCCACAAGACGAUGGAGAAGAGUCAGUUAAUGAUUUGGAAGCAAAGGAAGCCAUGACCCCAGACAUCUUAGCCAAGAAAUUAGCCGCCAGUGGUACCUCGGAGUUGAACUGCCAGUUGGGAGAGCCAGAGAGUGAUGGGGCACACAGCAGCAAGAUCCUUCUCGACAAGCAAGAAAAGCAAAGGCAGCUCGAAAUGAAAAGGAAACUACACUAUAACGAAGGACUGUACCUCAAGCUGGCUAGACAACUGAUCUCCGAAGAGUUCCAACAAGAGAAAGACAAGGAUGACAACGAAGAAACUCUAGAUGAUGACAACAACGAAAGCAACACUGCUGCGGAAGAAUCGGAUGAAGGUCCUACAACUGACGAACUGCAAACCCAGUCAUUCUCUGCCUAG
This is a messenger RNA of Odobenus rosmarus divergens (Pacific walrus), 627 nucleotides long. Its product is annotated as putative type-1 protein phosphatase inhibitor 4-like. The transcript has a single exon. Lineage: Eukaryota; Metazoa; Chordata; Mammalia; Carnivora; Odobenidae. Gene Ontology annotation, molecular function: protein phosphatase inhibitor activity. Gene Ontology annotation, biological process: regulation of signal transduction. The record is from RefSeq and is a predicted model, not a curated record. Bases 1 to 627 code for a protein of 208 amino acids.